CUGGAGCCGGCACGCGACUAUUACUAAAUUCAAGAGUUUCUGGAGGACCCAAAAAUUCUCCUGACCAACCAAAAAGUGUGUAUGCGCGCUCUCGAAGCAAGUCGCUCCUCCUCGCUCAUUUUCAGCCAACCAGCCAAAGUCAGAAAAAAACUCAAAUAACCAGUUCCCAAAGCUCACUUCGCUAUUGACUCAGUCAUUCAGACGCAGCUGAAGUCGGCGAACGGUGAGGAAGCCCCGUUGCUUAGAGUGACCAGAACGAGCACAGCAUCACAUCCAGUCCCUGUUAUCAUGCCUGCGAGUCAGAAUACGCUGUUCGGGAUGGGGAACCCCCUGCUGGACAUCUCCGCCGUGGUGGAUAAGGACUUCCUGGAGAAGUAUGGAUUGAAGCCCAAUGACCAGAUAUUGGCUGAAGACAAACACAAAGCCAUGUUUGAGGAGAUUGUGAAGAAGUUUAAGGUGGAAUAUCAUGCAGGCGGCUCCACACAGAACACAGUAAAAGUAGCCCAGUGGAUGAUCCAGCGUCCCCAUAAGGUGGCCACCUUCUUCGGCUGUAUCGGCCAGGACAAGUUUGGGGAGAUCCUGAAGCAGAAGGCCGAGGAGGCCCACGUAGACGCCCACUACUACCAACAGGACGAGGAGCCCACGGGGACAUGUGCGGCCUGCAUCACUGGAGACAACAGGUCUCUGGUGGCUAACCUAGCGGCUGCUAACUGCUACAAGAAGGAUAAGCAUCUGGACCUGGAGGAGAACUGGAAACUGGUGGAGAAGGCCAAGGUCUACUAUAUAGCAGGAUUCUUCUUGACUGUGUCGCUGGAGUCCAUCCUGAAGGUGGCCAAGCACGCGUCUGAGAACAACAAGAUCUUCAGCCUGAACCUCUCGGCUCCCUUCAUCUGCCAGUUCUUCAAAGACAACCUCAUGCAGGUCAUGCCUUAUGUGGACAUCCUCUUUGGAAACGAGACGGAAGCUGCCAUGUUUGCACAAGAGCAAGAGAUGGAGACCAAGGACAUUGAGGAGAUUGUCAAGAAGGCCCAGAAUUUGCCCAAGGUCAACAAGAAGAGGCAGCGCGUCGUCGUCAUCACCCAGGGCAAAGAAGGCACAGUGAUGGCUAAAGGUGACAAGGUGCAGAUUUUCCCAGUGCUGGAGAUUGACCAGAGUAAGAUCGUCGACACUAACGGAGCCGGAGAUGCAUUUGUUGGAGGCUUCCUGUCUGAGCUGGUUCAGGAGAAGCCAGAGGAGGAGUGUAUCGCAGCAGGUCACUACGCCGCCAACGUCAUCAUCCGUCACGCCGGAUGCACCUUCCCUGAGAAGCCCGCCUACCCCUGAUCACAUGACUAGAUGCCACACCCCCCUAGGACACCUGGGACACAAGGAGACAAGAUGGCGGCACGACACACAGAAGCCUUCCACCCCCACCCCCACCCCACGCCACCCCACCCCCUCCUCCCACCAUGUAGACACAACUUUUAAACUUUUUAUUUGUUGUAUUUUAGUAAACGCCCCCCCCACCCACCUCUUUUUUUCCUCACCCGAAGUGUCCAUCUCCUCAUUUGCCUUCUCAAACCCCCACUCUCUCUCUCUUCGCACCCUUCUCCCCGUCCAGAAACGACAUUUAAACAUCAGAAAUACUUGUAAUUGUUUUAUUUUAGUUUUCCACUUAAGAAGACACACAUUUGCAAACGUGUUUACACCACGCCUCAUACAGUCAGACGGCCAGGAGACUUUUUCGUUAUCAAUUUGUUUUGUUUUUUUAAAUAAUUUUAUACAAAAUGUCAUUUUGAUUAAUUGUACCAAAACAAGCAGACAUACUGUUGUAGUCUGACUGAUGAAGACCAAUUAUGUGUGUGAUGGGCUUCGCUCAUGCUCCUCUCAGUGUGUGUAUGUGUAUGUGUGCGUGUGUGUGUACCGGUAAGCGCACUUUUAUCCCCUGAAAAGUGAUGCUGCAACUGAACAGUGUAAUGGUUAUGGACUGAUUGAGUCCCUGGUCAGGAGUUUAAUGGCUGAGAAUGAUGCUGUAACUGCAUAGGAGUAUCGAUGUGAAGCAAGUGCCGAUAGUGUAACACAGGAGUCAGGAGUGUUUGCAAAGCAGGUGUUUUAGAGUCAGUUGUGUAGUGGCAGCAGUAGGCUUUUAGGGACCCGAGUGACUGACUGACUGUCUGUGUCCUGCACUGUAAAAAUGAACAGUUCCUCCAAGAGUCUUCGUCAAGAGCUUGCCACUGUGAUUGGUUCUUCAGAGAACUGAACACACACACACACAUAUACAUACAUGUACACACACACACACACACACACACACACACACACACACACACACACACACACACACACACACACACACACACACACACACACAGUGGCAGACUGGCAAUCCUUUAAAGGUUCUUUAAGGAACUCUCAUGUUUACAGUGUGGGAGAAUGUCCUCAAACGUUUUCAGAGGAAGCUUGGGUCCUUCCUAGAACUCUUUUUGUCUCAUACUGUAGGUUCAACUCAGACAACAGUGGCAGCUCAAGAUGCUUUGAGGAACUUUUCAUUUUUACAGUCUGAUCUGGGGGUGUCUGAACGGAACCAUAUCACCUCCUCCAGAAUGAAUAAGGAAGUGUGUGUAUGUGUGUGCGUGUGUGUGCACGCAUGUGUGUGUGUUUGUAUCUGUGUAGACAUGCAGAUCCAUCUGUAUGCCUACAGAAUGUGUGCGUGUUGUCUUGGUGCUGUCCAUGCUGUUGUUCUUCACAUGCUUGCCUCUAAAACUGUCUGCAGUAAACAACUUGUCUGAUCA
Messenger RNA from Engraulis encrasicolus (European anchovy), 2771 nucleotides. RefSeq names its product adenosine kinase a (gene adka). Gene Ontology annotation, biological process: purine nucleobase metabolic process; purine ribonucleoside salvage. NCBI's taxonomy places the organism in Eukaryota, Metazoa, Chordata, Actinopteri, Clupeiformes, Engraulidae. The record is from RefSeq and is a predicted model, not a curated record. The transcript has 11 exons. Gene Ontology annotation, molecular function: adenosine kinase activity. The coding region runs from base 289 to 1323 and encodes 344 amino acids. Gene Ontology annotation, cellular component: nucleus; cytosol.